Molecule: messenger RNA, 207 nt
Organism: Cylicostephanus goldi
Lineage: Eukaryota; Metazoa; Nematoda; Chromadorea; Rhabditida; Strongylidae
Source: the annotation of a GenBank genome assembly
AUGUUGAAGGACAUCGCUCAGGAUUCAGCCGAAUCGCAGGACGAAACAAUCAAAGCGAUUGUUUCGUACAAUUCGUAUCCGAAGAAUGUCUGUCCCACCACAUGUGCAGUCUGCGGUGACUCGGCCUCUGGAUAUCACUAUGAGGUGACUCGUCCAGAAUAUACUUGUUCCGAACAGGUGCAGGUUCAAGAAGUACUUGUAAUAUAA